Molecule: messenger RNA, 3595 nt
Organism: Lytechinus pictus (painted urchin)
Lineage: Eukaryota; Metazoa; Echinodermata; Echinoidea; Temnopleuroida; Toxopneustidae
Exons: 1
Coding region: 374-988 (204 amino acids)
Source: RefSeq, a predicted model, not a curated record
UGUAUACGUAUCCAUCGACAUAGAUGAUGGGGAUUCCCCAGACAUUAUGUUUAUAAACAGAUUCUUUUUCUGAAUCAUGAUUAGUCGCGGGGCGGUGCUCGUUCGUUUAGUCUGUAACCAAUAUUAUUCGGUGCAUGCAUGAACAUUAUUACGGUGAAAACUAUUUAUGGUUUAGAAAACCAGGAUUGAAAUGAUUUUUUCAACUUGUUAUUCUUGGACAAUGCUAUCGAGACAUUCAAGUUCAGAUCCUUGAUCAAGAAGUUAUUGUUUCUUUUUUUAGCUAGAGGCCUCCUGAACCUGAAACAAUAAAUCGCAUUGGGGAUAAUAUCGAACAGGACUACUUCCUGAACAUUUCUGAGAGAAUCCAGAAAAAAUGGAAUUUUAUCAAGAAUUCAGAACGCACUCAGUCGAGGAAUAUUUCAAGCGUCUGUAUCUAACUUUCAGAGAUGAAUUCAGCAUGCGAUCCCCUGGUCGCAAACAAUUUGCUGCUUUCUCUUUGGACAUGGCUGGACUUGACAGUGAGAAACCUAUCUACCGAGGUCAUCCAUUCGGAGGUGGGGGAUUCCUUAGUUGGGAUUUUGCCGUCGCUACAAGUUGCAGAGAGGCCAAUGGCAUCAUUGAGCACGCUGAACAACGAGUCCUUUGUCACCUCAUAUCGAAUCUCCAAGAUAUGGUACACCUGAACGACCACGCCCAACAUUCGCUGUACCUCUUCACCUACUUAUCCCCAUGUAAUGAUUGCAUCAUCUUCAUUGAUCAGCUCCUGAAUGGAUUGAAGACGACUCUGCCGAAGCUGGAGAUAUAUCUUGGAUACAUCGAGAUGUACGUGGAUGCACAGGACCGAAGAUUAACGAGUUCAGCCGAACGGUCAAUGGAAAAUCUCAAAACCGUGUAUGUCCUGGAGCGACAGUUUCCGAAGUUUCAUGUGAUGGAGAUUCCGAAAGUUAAUCGGUCAAGUUCUUACUCGAAGCUUUACAUCGAGUCAUGAGACUGGAUACAAAAAGAAAAUGCACGAAUUUGUUGAAUUAAAUUGCUGCCAUAUUACCAUGAUUGUUCACUAUCCUUUUUUUCAAGUCUAGGUGCAAUAUCCCCGCGACUCUUCUAUUCCACUGAUGUGAAACCUGACGCUCUACUCGGGAUGGAGGUGUUCCCACCAUAGUGUCACACCUUUUUUGAAGUUCAAAGCUCAAGUAGCCAAAAUUGAGGUUAAUGGAACUUUUAUAUACUUUGACUCAUUACAAAAUGAGGAAAAAUUGUAAUAUCAUCAGGUUCCCAGGAUGGAAAAUUUAGCCUGAAAUAUGAUGACCCGCAAACUUACCUCUUCAGAUGAUUGUCGUAACUUAGUAUGCUGAGAAUAGCAUAUUCUAUCUUCGCUUAUUUUCUUAAAUUUAUUAGUAAAACAAGAAUUUCAUAAUCGAUAUGCUGGUAAGAUGUAUCUGUUUCAUUGACCGAGACACGCCCGACUAUCGGCCUUCAUAUUAAUUUAUCUGUUGAAAUUUGAUUUUCUGAAAAUAUGCUUAUGCAUCUCAUUUCACCGAAUUCAUUUAUUGCGUACACAUAUCAUGUUUUGAAGUCAAUUAGAUGCAUAACUAAGGUAUUUUAUAUUUGGUAGCAUUGAAAAUCACUAAUGAUUUCAAUUCCCUAUAUAUAGCUCUCUGAAUUUUGUAUUUAUGUUAAUAUAAUGUAAUGGAGAGUAUGCAAGUUUGGGGUAUAAUUUGAGAAUGGAAAUAAUAGAUUCCCAUAAAAGGAUUUAAAUUGAAUUGAAAAGUAUUACACAAGUCUUAUGCUCUAUGUACGUAAUUUUAUACUAUGUUCACCUCACUUUUCUAUUGCUAUGAUUUUUUCAGGUAUUUUUUUUAAAUGAAUGUAUCUGAUAUACUUUUGUACCUGUAUGCUGUGAAAAUAUAUACUGUGUGUCCACUUGAAUUGUAAUUUUCUUCGUUUUAAGAAGCAUACCUAAAAUAUAUAUUCUACUCAUGUUAUUGUAUUCAGUGGAUAUAUAGCAUUAUUAAUUGAUGUGUAACUAAAACUUGAUCCCUAUUUGCAAAGAUACUAUGGAAAUCGAUACUUACUUUGAAUUAUAAUGAACAAAUUAUUGAAAGUAAGAGUCUGUAAUAGUUGGUGACUUCGAUAAAUAUUGAAAGUAAUGAUCCUUUAUUAUAACCAAGAAGCGCUGUCAUAAUGUAACUUUUAAGGACGUUCCACAGUUAUGUUUGUGCGCAUUAUGAUCUGCGCAUAGUUUACACUCUGUGCGCUGACGUCACAAUGGAUGAACAGGUGAUUAAUUAGCUGCGGGUAUGAGCUGAUUUUUCUCAUCUUCUGCACUUUAACUGCAGAUCCGAUGCGUUACUUCAUGAAGCUAAAAAAUUGAAUUAUUCCAUGGACCAUUAAAAAAAAUAUAUCUAAAAUUUCAAAAUACUUUACUCUGCAGUGCUGCCAAGAAUCACGAAUAUUACCCCGACUUUGAAUAAAUGGUGAGUGGUUUUGAUUUUUUCUUCACAUAGAUACAAAGCAUUCGGCGCAUUUUUGGUGUUUUAAAAAGCACAUUUGCUCUAAUAAAAUACUGAUAGUUUAAAAACAAGCACAUGAACCCCUAUUUUUUAAUGUUUGUACGUCUUAGGUAUACCUUCCUCUGCAAAAGUUGGUGAAAAUGACAUGGAUUUUGAAUAAAGUGCAGCAUUUAUUGUACUUUUGUAGUUUGUUACUGAAAUUUCACAUUUUUUAGAUUGGGAUUUUGUUAUCUUUUGCGCCAUUUUUAAGAACGGAACGUGCUGUUAAACUUAAAAUUGCAAACAAAUAGCACUAUAAAUAGAUUCUCCAUUCUAACGAUACAAUUAUUAACUCUCUUGCGAAAUUUGAUGACUUUUUCAUGUAUUUUGACUGAGCAAUAGAGGUUUAAACUCAUUGUAGUAAUCUUGGGCGGUCUAAAAAUGCCGAAUUCUUUUAAAUGCGCAAUUCUUAAGAACAUCAAUUUGGGUGAACUUUGAAACUCUAUAGCAAAAAAUCAAGCACAUGGACCUAUGUUGAUUUUUGCGUAUUUCGAAUAUUAAGGUUCUAAAGUAUCUAUGUGCAAAGUUUGGUGAAAAUGACAUGGAUUUCACUUUAACUGUGGAACGUCCUUAAUAUGACUACUCUCAUCUAGUUCAUUAAAACUGGAAAGUGCGGUGCAUCUUCAGGGAUUCAUGGAAGUCAUAAGCAGAAAUAGAAUGGUCCGUAUUCUGAACUUGAGUUUGAUUCAAACCCUGGUCUAACGUUCUGGUUUAACUAUGGAAAGCCAACUGUGAAAAAAUCAAGAAAAGUACAAAUUAGAUUUAUCAGCUGUUAAUGUCUUACUCUGUUCGUUUUCAACUGUCUGCAUUAGAAUAAUAACUGAAUCAAUUUUCUUCGUCACUAUAUAGCAUGAUGAAGGAGCUAUAUCGCAUGAUUAUAGUGGACCCCAUGGAAGAACAGAGUAAUUAUGUUAAUGACUCUAAAAUGGGCAAUCAUUUCGAUUAUUUUAUCUAUUCAACAUAUUUGCAAUUCAUUUUGUUUAUUUCAAUUGAUGCCAUCUAUGUUAUUUAUCUAUUGUGUUUUUUAAUAAUCGGAAAAUAAAUAA